Messenger RNA from Heterobasidion irregulare TC 32-1, 930 nucleotides. RefSeq lists its product as uncharacterized. The transcript is spliced from 6 exons. The record is from RefSeq and is a predicted model, not a curated record. Bases 1 to 930 code for a protein of 309 amino acids. NCBI's taxonomy places the organism in Eukaryota, Fungi, Basidiomycota, Agaricomycetes, Russulales, Bondarzewiaceae. Gene Ontology annotation, biological process: regulation of DNA-templated transcription; chromatin organization. Gene Ontology annotation, cellular component: nucleus; NuA4 histone acetyltransferase complex; Rpd3S complex.
AUGGCAGGCCCUUCGAGCAGUGUUUACAACGUCAAUGAGAAGGUCUUGUGUUACCAUGGGCCCCUCAUAUAUGAGGCAAAAGUUCUUAAAGUCGAACACUGGGAUGAAACCACGACAAAGCUAGGCAGUGUUGGUCCGCACUAUCUCGUGCAUUAUCGCGGCUGGAAGCAAACAUGGGACGAAUGGGUUCCACCACAGCGGCUGCUCAAGUUCAACGAGGUGAACAUCGCACUCCAAAAGUCUCUCAUACAGUCAUCAAAGGAAAUAGCCGCUCAAAGCACGAAUGCGAAAGCUUCGGCGACGACCAAGGCUCAGCCUGUAGGUCGGCGGAAGGAGGGACGAGGGACGAAGCGCGGUAGAGAUGAUGAUGAUGGCACAAGACGUCCUGAGCUGCGCCUUGUGAUACCUGAGAUUCUUAAGGUCCUUCUUGUCGAUGACUGGGAGGCUGUUACCAAGAACAAUCAGCUUGUUACCUUACCACGAAACCCUUCCGUGAAGGACAUCUUGACUGACUUUCAGAAUUCUGUUCUCGCUUCGCCCGCCCCUCAACUGCGUGAUCCUACGACGGUCUUGCCAACCAUCAUCGCAGGUUUACAGACAUACUUCGAUCGCGCUUUAGGGGCCAAUCUCUUGUAUUGUUUUGAAAGACCACAAUAUGCCGACAUAAGGAAACGAUAUGUGACAGGGCCCACUGUUCAAGUCGGACAGGAGCGUGAGAUGAGCGCCGUCUACGGUGCCGAGCAUUUGUUACGCAUGAUCGUGAGCCUACCGCAAAUGGUUGCGGGAUCAACGAUGGAUCCCGAAAGUGUCGCCUUGGUUCGUCAUUACGUUACAGAACUCAUGAAUUACAUGAUCAAGGAGCGCGACCAAAUAUUCCAAACUAAAUAUGACUCAGCGUCCCUGCAAUACCAAAAUGUAUCCCGUUCGUAA